AUCUUUAUAAAGAGGAAGGUUAGGUUAGGUUAGGUUAGGUUAGACGAACUCAGCCCCAGUACGAGAGCAAUUUAGAGUUUUUAUAUAUAUAUAUCUCUUUCACAAGCUUUACGUGUUUUAUAUUAAAAAGACCCAGGAGACAAUUCAUCUCGUCAUCUACACAAUUCCCAAGUAUUCGUCUAACAGGAAGAACAUCAUCAAAAUACACAAACUGGCUGAUGAAAAAGCGAAUCAAGGCAUACAUGCCAUCCCUUCCCGCGCAUUCACAGCAAUACAUCUCGUAUUCAACACCACUGUACUGAGCUGAGUUGAGUUGUUGGUUGGGAGUGUUGCCUUUGAAGCGGCACUCAUGCACUGGCGUGUCCCUUCUCACUGUCUGGGUGUUCUAUUUUCUUCUUUCUCUUUCCUUUUCAUUUAUUACCCCAAAUUUACGCACUGUUCUCUUAGCAUCCUCAAUCUAUUCAUUUUUCAAACAGGUAUGUCCUUAUGAUGCCCCUUUCUUCUUGUUUUUCUUCCUUCUCCCUUCGCCAGACACAGUGUACGAAGGCUGGUCUGGUGUUCUGAUCGACUCCCAGCACGUGAGCGGUACAUUCGACUGCACGUUCCACCUUUACCAGUAUCCGUUCGACUCCCAGCGCUGCUCCGUUAAGAUGCGCUUCGGCCGCGACCUCGGGAACCAGCUAGUGGUGGAGGACGGGGACGCUGAGGUGCAGUAUUUAGGGGCCGCCAUCCUGCCCUCCCACAGGCUACAUAACUUCACCAUCAAGAGGGUAGACGGGCAGCAAGGCAUCACGUUAGCGGUCUUCUUCAACCUGGAGCGGCGCCCUAGAGUGUUAGUGAUCAAGCUGUUCAUCCCGUCCCUCAUGCUGGUGUCUGUGGGUUACGUGACGCUCUACAUACCCAGGAAACUGCUGCAGGCUCGUCUCAUCGUCAGCCUCACCACCAAGCUCGUCCUGUACACGCUCUUCAACCAGGCCUCGUCUACGCUGCCGAUUACAGCUUACAUUAAACUCAUCGACAUCUGGUUCUUCUUCUGUAUCUGCACUUUACUGAGCAUCAUUCUCGUGCACGUGUUAGUCGAGCAUUUGCCGGAGGAGGCUGGGCAGGGCGGCAAAGUGGUGCAGAUCCCCCCAUCAGCCGCUGCAGUGAGGAUAGUGAACGCUGUAGGAGGCGCUGAAGGAGGGAAGAAGGAUAACCUGAAUUUUAGCCUAAGGACACAUCGGGCGGGGAUCUGGUGCCUCACAGCUGACAGGGCGCUGAAGAUAAUGAGGUAUUGCAUUGUACCUAUUGCCACAACCAUCUUCCUCGCCUUCUACUGGAUUGCGAUCAUGGACAAUUAAGAGCUGAGAGGAAGGGUAGGGAAGGGAAGAUAAAGGAGAGGAAGGUAAAGAACAGGAGAGAAAUAUGCUAGGUGAGGGACAGGUGAGGCAGGAGAGAGAGGGCUAAGAGACAGGUAAAACGGGUAAGUGUGAAGAGGAGCGUGAAAUUAUUUAAUAGACUGUACAUCAUGGCAUACAGAAUAUAUAUAUGCAGAUGUAUUCCUGAGUUAUUGUUUGUUCCUCGAAGUGUAUCUCUCUCUCUCUCUCUCUCUCUCUCUCUCUCUCUCUCUCUCUCUCUCUCUCUCUCUCUCUCUCUCUCCCGCAGCGUGUUGUUGUGUCGCCUUCAGUCCAUUAGUCAGUCAAUCUCUCUGUGUAUGUGUGUUUGUAUGUAUGUCUGUCUCUGAAUGGAUGGCUGAAUGGCUGGAUGGACGCAUAUGUGUCUGUCUGUCUGUAUAUAUGAAUGUCUCUCUCUCUCUCUCUCUCUCUCUCUCUCUCUCUCUCUCUCUCUCUCUCUCUCUCUCUCUCUC
Messenger RNA from Scylla paramamosain (green mud crab), 1846 nucleotides. Its product is annotated as glycine receptor subunit alpha-3-like. NCBI's taxonomy places the organism in Eukaryota, Metazoa, Arthropoda, Malacostraca, Decapoda, Portunidae. The record is from RefSeq and is a predicted model, not a curated record. The transcript has 3 exons. Gene Ontology annotation, biological process: monoatomic ion transmembrane transport; nervous system process; chemical synaptic transmission. Gene Ontology annotation, cellular component: synapse; plasma membrane; neuron projection. Gene Ontology annotation, molecular function: monoatomic ion channel activity; transmembrane signaling receptor activity; neurotransmitter receptor activity. Bases 651 to 1340 code for a protein of 229 amino acids.